CUUAUUAGCCACAACGAACCCAAAGGUUUAAGAAGGGUUUAUAAAGUCGGUUUCCUAUAGAAAUAUCCUGUUCCCCUAUUUUCUCGUCUUACUUAUUUACAUUUCAGUCUCAUGAAUAUCUGCACUUCUAUUAAUCCAUCAAUUUGUUUCUCUACUGUAUUAUUUCUUCAUUACAACACUAUUUCCUACACAAAAAUUCUUGAACACUUUGAUGUCCAGCACUAAAACCCCCAUUUCCCUCACAAUUAAAUUUAACCAAUUUACUGAUUUAGAAACAAACCCAUAUCAGAAUUCAUCUAUUAUGUGGAGAAACAUAGUCAAACAGUUCUCUUCAAGAACCCCACAAAAGCUUCUUCUUAACUCCAACAAUCGUACUUAUAGCUUUCUUGGUUUUAGCCAAGAUUCUAUUUUUAAAGAUAAAACAAAAUUAAGAUCAUUUAUCCCUGUUUCUUGUUCAAAUAGUGGAUUUCCUGAAAUGGGGUUUCAGAAUCUUGGUGAAUUUUUACCUGGGGAUGAGUUUUUAAAUAGACCCUUAUUGUAUGCUAUGAAAUGUCAAGAAUUUUGUCGAAAGAACUAUGCUAGUGUAGCUGAGGCUGAAGCAGCAUCUUCCACUGAUGCUGAGGAAGACACAAAAGAUGUGUCUGUAGUUGGUGAAGUUCAAGAAUUGUUAACAGAAUUUAAGAAAGAAGAGAAAAAACAGUUUGAUUUUAAGCGGCGAAAGCAAAGGAUGUUGACUAGUGGUAUGGGCCAUAGGAAGUAUAACUCACUUAAGAGGAGGCAAGUUAAAGUAGAGACAGAGGCAUGGGAACUAGCAGCAAAGGAGUAUAGGGAGCUUUUGUUUGAUAUGUGUGAGCAGAAAUUAGCACCCAAUUUGCCAUAUGUUAAGUCAUUGUUUUUAGGAUGGUUUGAGCCAUUGCGCGAUAAGAUAGCCGAGGAACAGGAAUUUUGUAGUCAAGGGAAGAGUAAAGCAGCUUAUUCCAAGUAUUUUCACCAGUUACCUGCAGAUAUGAUGGCGGUUAUCACUAUGCAUAAGUUGAUGGGAUUGUUGAUGACAGGCGGCGACCAUGGUACUGCAAGAGUGGUACAAGCUGCGCUUGUUAUUGGUGAUGCAAUUGAACAGGAGGUUAGAAUACACAAGUUCUUAGAGAAAUCAAAGAAGCAUAAAGCCGAGAAAGAUACAAAAAUGGAAGAUGGAGAGCAUGUCACUCAAGAACAAGAGAAACUACGCAAGAAAGUCACUAGUCUAAUGAAAAAACAGAAGUUGCGUGCAGUGAACCAGAUAGUGAGAAGUCAAGACGAUUCAAAGCCCUGGGGCCAAGAUGCUAAAGCAAAGGUUGGAAGCCGUUUAAUUGAGUUGCUUCUACAGACAGCUUAUAUACAGUCUCCUGCUGAUCAGUUAGCAGUUGAUCCACCUGACAUUCGACCUGCCUUUGUACACAGUGUUAGAACUGUAUCCAAAGAAACAAAGAGUGCGAGCAGAAGAUAUGGUAUUAUCCAAUGUGAUCAACUGGUUUUCAAAGGGCUUGAAAAAACUGCCAGACACGUGGUGAUACCUUACAUGCCAAUGUUGGUGCCUCCAGUGAAGUGGACUGGUUAUGACAAAGGUGGACACCUCUAUCUGCCUUCGUAUGUGAUGCGGACACACGGAGCAAGACAACAACGUGAAGCAGUAAAGAGAGCCUCCCGGAACCAGUUGCGACAAGUUUUUGAGGCUCUUGAUACUCUGGGAAGUACCAAAUGGAGGAUCAACAAAAGGGUACUUUCUGUUGUUGAUAGAAUAUGGGCUGGUGGCGGUCGUCUGGCUGAUUUGGUUGACCGUGAUGAUGUCCCUUUGCCAGAAGAACCAGAUACGGAAGAUGAGGCAGUACGCACAAAGUGGAGGUGGAAAGUAAAAUCUGUCAUGAAAGAGAACAGAGAAAGGCACUCACAACGAUGUGACACCGAGCUUAAACUUGCUGUAGCACGUAGAAUGAAAGAUGAAGAAGGUUUCUUCUACCCGCACAACGUUGAUUUCCGAGGUCGUGCAUACCCCAUGCAUCCGCAUUUAAACCAUCUUGGUUCUGAUAUCUGUCGGGGUGUCCUGGAGUUCGCAGAAGGUCGUCCUCUUGGAGAAUCGGGCUUGCGCUGGUUGAAGAUACAUCUUGCAAAUUUAUUUGCUGGUGGUGUGGAUAAAUUAUCUCUUGAGGGCAGAAUAGCUUUUACUGAAAAUCACUUGGAUGAUAUAUUUGAUUCUGCUGACAAACCGCUCGAAGGAAGACGCUGGUGGUUGAAUGCAGAGGAUCCCCUUCAGUGCCUGGCUGCAUGCAUUAAUCUUAGUGAAGCUGUCAGAAGCUCAUCCCCAGAGACGAUGAUUUCUCAUCUUCCUGUGCACCAGGAUGGUUCCUGCAAUGGUUUACAACAUUAUGCUGCCCUUGGAAGAGAUAAGUUGGGAGCUGCUGCAGUCAAUUUGGUUGCUGGAGAAAAACCUGCUGAUGUUUACUCUGGCAUAGCAGCUAGGGUCCUUGAUAUUAUGAAAAGAGAUGCACAGAGAGAUCCUGAAGAAUUUCCAGAUGCUGUGCGUGCAAAGGUUUUAGUUAAUCAGGUUGACAGGAAGUUGGUGAAGCAGACGGUGAUGACAUCAGUCUAUGGUGUCACUUACAUUGGUGCUCGUGAUCAAAUAAAGAGGAGGUUAAAGGAGCGUGGAGCAAUUGCUGAUGAUUCUGAGCUGUUUGGUGCUGCUUGCUAUGCUGCAAAAGUCACAUUAACUGCAUUAGGAGAGAUGUUUGAAGCUGCGCGCAGCAUCAUGACUUGGCUUGGAGAAUGUGCUAAGAUAAUUGCUUCUGAAAAUGAACCAGUCAGAUGGACAACUCCUCUUGGACUUCCUGUUGUUCAACCUUACCGCAAAAUUGGAAGGCAUCUUAUUAAGACUUCUUUACAAAUUUUGACUUUGCAACGCGACACAGAAAAGGUAAUGGCCAAGAGGCAAAGGACAGCUUUUCCGCCAAAUUUCAUUCACUCCCUUGAUGGUUCACAUAUGAUGAUGACUGCUGUUGCAUGCAGAAGGGCAGGAUUAAAUUUUGCAGGUGUUCAUGACUCGUAUUGGACGCAUGCAUGCGAUGUUGAUAAGUUGAACAUGAUAUUGAGAGAAAAGUUUGUAGAGCUUUAUGAAACGCCAGUUCUUGAGAAAUUGUUGGAGAGCUUCCAAAUUUCCUAUCCUACAUUGUCAUUCCCGCCUUUGCCUGAACGUGGGGACUUUGAUUUGAGAGAUGUCCUAGAAUCUCCCUAUUUCUUCAAUUGAUUGGGUUCAUGAGUAGCCUUCAUACUCACACCCUUGACGUACUAAAACUGGCCAGUGUGUUCUUGUGCUUUCAAAUGCCAUAAUGGGGAAGAUGAUGAAAAGUUUGUGCUACUACAUAGCAUUCGGUGAGAUGCAGGUUCUGCUGUAUAUAUAAAAGUGGUCAGCAUCUUAAACCCCGGAUGCUCUGGUUCUCUUCUUGAUCGUGUAGCCUGCACUCCCUAGUGCACCUGGGGCAUAAGUUUCCAGUCCAAGCUUGUAUGCAAUGAGAAGACAGAUUUCCCGACCUGUUUCUAACAGAUUAUGGAGAAUAUGUUCCAAGAAAGCUUGUUGAGAAAUAUAAAUGAUCGCUGUAGGGUCUAAACUCUACCGCAGAAGCUUUUGAGGUGCAAGGAUAGAAAUGAUCUCCAGAUUUUGCAGGCUGUUCGCUUGUAUCUCUGGUCAGGUGAUAUUCUUUGUAUUUUCAAAUUGUAAAUAGAAAUUUUUUUUGCUUUAACUGAUAAUGUGAAAUUUGCAAGCUUCGAGGCAUGCGUUUGAGAUUAUAAGAUGUAUAGUAGUUGAGAAAAUAUUGUCACAAGAUGUUCUGGUGGUGAAUUCUGUAUUUUGAUGCUAACAAAAUCUGUUUAUAUCUUCUGCAUAUAGAUGCUACAAUAUCUUUUUUUAUCUAAAAGUUAUCCGGAUCUCGCAUUUAUGUAUCAGUCUAAGACGCGAUUCAAAGCCAGUGAGAGUUCAGACGAUCAAGAACGACUCCUUUUCUUUACAGUAGCUUUAGGUAAUUUCUUGAAUAAAUGUCUAGGUGCUUCAAAGUUCUCUUGUGUGUUAAUUUAGUAGGAGUAUCUUUUAUGUGUAAACAUAAAGAUUUCUCGAGAAAAAAAUAUAUAAAACAAAGAAUAAAUUUGUAAAGAGUUACUGGCUACAAAGCCAAUUGACCUGUAAUUGUAUGCAAAUGGUACCAUGUGAAUGUUCUUUCUUUC
Messenger RNA from Lycium ferocissimum, 4248 nucleotides. RefSeq names its product DNA-directed RNA polymerase 2, chloroplastic/mitochondrial. The coding region runs from base 212 to 3277 and encodes 1021 amino acids. Lineage: Eukaryota; Viridiplantae; Streptophyta; Magnoliopsida; Solanales; Solanaceae. Gene Ontology annotation, molecular function: DNA binding; DNA-directed RNA polymerase activity. Gene Ontology annotation, cellular component: mitochondrial DNA-directed RNA polymerase complex. Gene Ontology annotation, biological process: mitochondrial transcription. The transcript has 19 exons. The record is from RefSeq and is a predicted model, not a curated record.